UCAUUUAAGAAAUGCGGUGUCAGCUUGGCUUUUAAACAAGCGUGUCAUAACUAGGGCGCGAGAAUGAAUGCAUCGUUCUUGGUUGAAAGCCAGCGGUUGCUUGAGUGAGAUAUUACACACCGGCCGUUCCAGUCAUCGUACUUAGAAAAAAACCGUUGACUUGAAAGGUCAUCCGUCCCACUGUAAGGAGGAGUUAGUAGAGGGAGUUUGCUUGUGCAUCAUGUCAGAUCACAGCGCAGCAGCACGUCCGAUCAACGGGAGAAGGAGGGAUGUGUGAGGAGCAGUCCUUCAGGAACGCCAGUCUGAGAAGCACCAUUUCCACCAGGGUUCACUCAGGUAAUUUCUUGGAGAGAAUCAAUGAUCCAGUACAACUGCUCGUCUCCAGACUCGCUCUACGCCGCUGUGAACGCGUCAUGGUGCUCCAGCAGAGAGGACGAGUGUCUCAACAGAACAGGAAACCAGUCGGACCUCUGUCUGAGCCGCAGCGCUUACCUGGAAAAAUACUUGGGCCCGUGCCGCUCACCCUUCUUCCUGCCCAUGUGCAUCACCUACCUGCUCAUCUUUGUAGUCGGAGUGCUGGGCAACAGCCUGACUUGUAUCGUCAUCGCCCGUCACCGCGUGAUGCGCACAACCACGAACUACUACCUGUUCAGCCUGGCCAUUUCUGACCUCCUCGUGCUGCUGCUGGGCCUCCCGCUGGAGCUGUACGAACUCUGGAGCAACUAUCCUUUUCUGUUUGGCGUCGCUGGCUGUUACUUCAAAACCUGCCUGUUCGAGACGGUCUGCUUUGCGUCUGUGCUCAACGUGACCGCCUUGAGCGUGGAGCGCUACAGAGCGGUGGUGCAUCCUCUGCAGGCCAAACACGUGGCCACGCACGCUCACGCCAAGCGCGUUAUCCUCGUGCUCUGGGCCGUCUCGCUGUUGUGUGCCUUGCCCAAUACCAGUCUGCACGGCGUAGAGAUGCUGAAGCCCCGUUUUGGACUCGCUUUUCCCAAUUCGGGGGUUUGCACGGUGGUGCACGAGAGGUGGAUCUACAACUUGCUGGUGCAGGUGACGGCGCUGCUCUUCUUCAUCCUGCCCAUGCUGACCAUCACUGUGCUAUAUGUGCUGAUCGGGCUGCAGCUGCAUCGAGAACGGGACUGCUUCGAUUCAAAGACCGGCCUCAAUCAGGAGGGGGCAAAUCAGAGGGCACGUCAUCGGCAGGUCACAAAAAUGCUCUGUGCGUUGGUGGUUGUGUUUGGAAUCUGCUGGGCUCCGUUUCACAUCGACCGCGUCAUGUGGAGCUACAUCCAUGACUGGACGGCCGAGAACCUCCAUGUCUUUGAGUAUGUGCAUCUUCUUUCUGGUGUCUUCUUCUACUUGAGCUCAGUGGUCAAUCCCAUCCUGUAUAACCUCAUGUCUUCACGCUUCAGAGAAAUGUUCCGUGAGGUGGUGUGUCAAAAAGACCAUCGUCAGCUCUCAAUAAGUAAGGUCACAUUACGUAGUGUUGUCUCUGCCUCCUUUUCCGCCUCCAAUUCUGUCUCGUUUUCUGUGAAAUUCAACCCUCGCGGGCUGCCACACACUCUCUAGAGAAUAUCAGAGGAGUUAUUUUAUUCGCAUGUUAUCAUUCAUAACGAGUGCUCAUGUAAUCACGUUAAUAUUCAGAGAUACUGCAAAAUAUGCAAUAUGCACACACAUAUAUAUAUGUAUAUAUACAAACACAAUAUACACACUUCCAUUCAAACGUUUUGGGGUCGGUACAGUUUAUAAUAGUUCUUUAUGUAAAUCAGAAUGCAUAAUUCAGUAUACAGUAAAAACAGUAAAAUUGUGAAAAUAUCAUUUGAAAAAAAUGGAUACACUUUAUGUUAAGGUGUUGUUGUUACAGUGUAAUUAUACAUUUAUUACAUGUAAAAAUUAUCUACAUGUACCAGGGUUAGGAUUAGAGUUUUACUUGCAUGUAAUUAUGUAUUGUUAUAAUAAUCGUAAGUUUGUGUGUAUUAAGGACAACGUAAAAUAAGCAUAAUUUAAAAUAUAUAAUAUAUUUCUGUAACAUAAAGCCGAAUCUUCAGCAUGAUUACUCACAUGAUCCUUCAGAAAUCAUUUUAAUAUGCUGAUUUGAUGCUCAAGAAACAUUUCUGAUUACGACUGAUGAAAACUGUUGAGCAGCUUCAUAUUUUUUUGGAAACUGUUAUACUUUUCCAUUGACGAAGAACAGCAUCUUUCAAUAGAAACGGUAAUACACAUGUCUUUAAAGUCUCUUUUGAUCCAUUUAACGCAUCCUUGCUGAAGAAAAGUACCAUUUUGUUUUAAAAACAGACCCAAGAUAUUUGAACAGUAGUAUCUUGUCCUUUGAUAUCAGAAUAUCACACAACAGCAUCAUUUCAAAUCUCCUGUAAAACACAUUUUCUUGUAUUGCUCAGUUUUUAAUCAGUCUAUAUAUAAUCGAUGUUUUACUUUACACGUAAUCGGAUACAAGCUCAUCAGAAGCCUUUCUUUAAAAUAAAAUAAUACUAAAGUAACAUAUGUUUUCCACAGAUACCGGAAACAAAUAAGUAUUUUAUAAGUGUCACAGCUUUAAGGGCAAUGUUGUGUCUGGCUCCAGGACCUUCCUCCUUUCAAUCUGUUCUGUUUCUCCUCAUACUGUCCUGUCUGAUAGAAGCCCAAACAUAUGUCUUUGAAAGAAAACGGUCAGUUAGUUCGUAUAUCUCUUCUCCGCCAAUGUAACCAGUUCCAUAAGAAGCCAAAGCGUCGAGUUUUAUGGGUUACCGAGCCACACACGGACUGAAAGAGGGACUGGAACAACGUCUGAAACACUGAUGCUCCGGCAGUAAAACAGUGAAGCAGCGCACAUGAGCCAGAUGGACUGGAACUGUUAUAAUGAAGGAAUUUCAACGCUGAUACCUACUGUAUACAUACAAAAUGCCAUGAGAUGCAAAAAGUAUUUCAUUUUUUUGGAAAAUGAUAGUAAAUCGUUUUACUUAUACUCGCCAAGACAGCAUUUAUUUGAUCAAAAAUACAGUAAAAUAAUCAAAAAUACUGUGAAACAUUAUUAUUUUUUUAGUUUACGCAUUCAAAGCUGAAUUUUCAGCAUCAUCGCCGUCGCGCGCUUCAUUUUCAAACGCAAAAAACAAAUCAAAUUCUAAAAGUAGUAACGCAGUUAGACGCGUAACGAGCGUCUUUACUGUAACGAUCAAUUAAAUGCAUCCUUUAAAACAACUAGAACUGCAAAAAAUGCUUGUGUAUGACGCAGAGCACUGACAGAGCACUGUUUCCAGGAAUCAGGAAAGCUUCGCGUCGUUCUCACAGACUGCAAGAUCUACUGUAGUGACGCCAAUUUUCGUUAUUUACUGGUGCGAUGAGCUUCUGUUAGAUACGUAUGCAUUAUACAUGUUGCACGUGUUUAAAAAGUACGCAUAUAAAUAAAGGGUUUGCUAACGAUGUCUUGGGGAUAGUCUUGCUGUGUUGAUUCGUAAGCGGUGUUUCUUGCUCGAGGCCGGAAUGCUGAUAACAGAUCUCUCAAACUCUAGUUUAUUAGUCUCCUCCACCUGUGUACCAUCUUUAUCUAUCCGUUUCUUCCCUACGUGACGCAGAGCAAUACAUCAUCUGUCAGAACCAAGAUUAUAAAACGCGCUUGCCUUUCGCUGCUUAUACCAUGGCACUCUGACAUAAUAUGCUGAACAAUGUAUAUAUUUACAUAUUAUUCUGAGCAAAUGUAAAUAUUCCCGAUAGCCAGAUCUGCAAAACAAGUACAGUAUACUUUGAAUAAUUUGUCAUUACAGUGAACGCCUUCUGUUGGUUGUUGUGUUCUUGUUUUUAAAGGCUUUUACAAUUAUUCGUGCUUAAAUAUUUUACCGAAUGUUGAACACUUUCAAUGUAAUAUGCAUCUUUACGUCGAAACAAAUGCAUUAUCCAUUAAACAGAACGGAAAUAUC
Messenger RNA from Puntigrus tetrazona (Sumatra barb), 3911 nucleotides. It is a transcript of the gene nmur1b, whose product is annotated as neuromedin U receptor 1b. Gene Ontology annotation, biological process: G protein-coupled receptor signaling pathway. Lineage: Eukaryota; Metazoa; Chordata; Actinopteri; Cypriniformes; Cyprinidae. The transcript is spliced from 3 exons. Gene Ontology annotation, molecular function: neuromedin U receptor activity. The record is from RefSeq and is a predicted model, not a curated record. Bases 358 to 1569 code for a protein of 403 amino acids. Gene Ontology annotation, cellular component: plasma membrane.